AUCUUUUGAACCAAACCAUAUCUUCUUAUGACCCUCUCUCUCUCUCUCUCACUCUCUCUCUCUCGACUGUGAGCAGCGACAGACGACGGUGUCGAGCGAUGGCAGCGACAACGUGAGACUGGAUCGAGCAACGGCAGACGACGGCGUCAAGCGAUCAUCACCACCUCCCAGUAAGUCUCACACCUCUCUCUCCUAUUCUGUUUUAUCUUAGAGCCCUGAUUUUUACCCUCUAGGUGUCACUCUCCCUCAAGAGAUUCUACACUUCCUGCCAUCGACUUAACCGCCUUUGUCUCCACCGUCAUCUCCAACUUAAACAACCUAUUUGAUAACGCCCAACCCCCUAUUACGAUGACAAAACCCUAGAUGUAUUCAAGCUCGAUUAUAAACUGGUAUGCAUGUAGUUCAUGAUCGCCUAAUUGAGGAGGAGGAGAAGAAGAACAAAGACGUGAUUCAAUUGGAGCAGGAGUCUGUAAUUCCAAUUCUAAAGCCGAAACUCAUCAUGACGUAGGCCAAUCUCAUUAGUAUGAUAUUUCCUUCUCUUCUUAUUAUUUGCAUAUUCCCUUUUGUUUUGCCUUAAUCAUUUUCUAAAAUCCCAAUUUCCAAUCAUUCCCUAAACCCCCUUUCUCUCCGCAAAUUCAUCAUUCAAACACAAUAUUAUCAAAGUUUUUACAUCUUACUUACUGCUAAUGCUACACUCUAAUCUGAUUUUUCCUUGGUAUUGAACCCACACUAAAUUUCUCAUGAACUGAAAUGGGCAGUAAGUACUAACGAGAUAGUUUUUGUUUUUCUAACGAAUUUUGGGUUUGACAUUGAUUUCACAUCAUUUUGUUUUUUGGCAACCUGCAACUUGAUGCGGGCAUAAAAGCAUUUCUAUUCUUUCUUUCCCUCUAAUAAUAAAAAAAAAGAAAAAAAAGAAAAAAAAGAAAAGAAAAGAUCAUGAAUAAAAUGGAAAAAUGGCAGAGUUCCCAAUUGUGAUUUCUGACCAAGGUCUGAAAGAACCUAAAUGCUUUGUCUUUGGCUUUUGAUUCCCCCAGAACACAGUUCUAACCGGGCUAAGUUUCUAAAGCUUUGCAGGAGAGUUAAAUACACAAUUCAUGCUUGGUAUCUUCUGCAAUUUGAGGAUCUGAUGCAAUUGUUCUCCCUCUUUGAUCCUGUCCAUGGGACUGAGAAAUUGGAGAAGCAGAACCUAACUCCAGAUAAAAUUGACAUUCUUGAGCAGAAUUUCCUGACAUACUUAUUUCAGAGAUACAUGCAGCAAUACAAUAAGGUGGAGCUUUCAGCUAUUGGAAUGGGUAUCUCUUACUUUUAUAGUUCAAUAACAUUAAAAUACUUGUCAAUUUCUAUUUUUUUUAGGUAGGGCUUAAUUUAUGUUAUAUAACUCAAUAUUUAUGUUAGUAUGUACCAAGAAUAGCUUCAUUUCUUUUAUGAUGCACAAUAGCAAUUCAUAUUCUUUAUAUCAGAUUGGUUAUAAGUACCCAUCAUAGCAUCA
Camellia sinensis is the source of this 1489-nucleotide messenger RNA. NCBI's taxonomy places the organism in Eukaryota, Viridiplantae, Streptophyta, Magnoliopsida, Ericales, Theaceae. The record is from RefSeq and is a predicted model, not a curated record.